Neurospora tetraspora is the source of this 1484-nucleotide messenger RNA. Its product is annotated as mitochondrial inner membrane protease atp-23. Gene Ontology annotation, biological process: mitochondrial protein processing; mitochondrial proton-transporting ATP synthase complex assembly. Lineage: Eukaryota; Fungi; Ascomycota; Sordariomycetes; Sordariales; Sordariaceae. The record is from RefSeq and is a predicted model, not a curated record. The transcript is spliced from 3 exons. Gene Ontology annotation, molecular function: metalloendopeptidase activity. Bases 314 to 1195 code for a protein of 293 amino acids.
CUUACCGCCUUUGUUGUCUCCGACAGGGCGUGAGAUGCGGCUCUUGCGCGCUUCCUACCUAGGUUAGCAGGUCCCGAACUCCGGAUGGAAGUCACACUCCACGUCCGGGUGGUGACGACAUGCCUCUUUUCCGUGGUUGCUCCACUGUAAAUUUUAGGUCACAGACUUCGGAUCAAACGACUGGCCUCCAUUCUCGACGAUAACCUCCAGCUGCUGCCCAACACCCAGCCAGCCCAUCCUCCGCUCGAUCCCCGACUACCAUCUUUCCCCAAGCAAACGCGACGUCCGAACAGACGACCACAUCAUAAUCACCAUGUCACCAGCGCCCACCACCAGCGCCGGCCCCGCGUCCUCGGGCAUCCCUCCCUCCUCUCUCCCCACAUCCACCGUCACCGAGAACGACACGAAACCUUCAUCCUCUUCCUCAACAGCCAACGAUCUCCUCCCGCGGUACCUAAACAACGACCCCGCCCGCACCGGCUACGACCCCUCCAUCCAAUGGUGGAUGAACUACUUCAAGAUCCUCACCGGCCAAAUCACGCCCGAGGGCGUCGAGCACUACCGGGAGGACCGGUACAGAGCCAACGAGGCGCGCGACUGUGCGCGGUGCGAGGCCGACCGGGACUGGCUGUUCCAGAACUCGCCCGUGGUGCGGUUCCUGCGCGAGAAGGUGGCCGACCUGAAUGGUGUUUUGGACGAGACCAAUGUUGUUUGUCGUCGGUGUCCGAGCCGGAUCGUGGUGAUUCCCGGAAACAAGGAGAAGGGAGAGGAGGACAGGAUAGAGGUUGCCAGACAGGGUGGUGGUUUCAGUCCUGAUCAUGGUAUCCUGCUGUGCGCCAAUGAGAUGCGGAAUCGAGGACACUUGGAGGAUACGCUGGCGCAUGAGAUGGUGCAUGCUUGGGAUCAUUUGAGGUGGAAGGUGGAUUGGUUUGGGGAGAAGAGUUUGAGGCAUGCUGCUUGUACUGAAAUCCGAGCAUCAAUGCUCAGUGGCGAGUGCAGAUGGACACGCGAGUCUAUUGUUAGAGGUAACUGGACGCUUACCCAACAAUUCCAGAACUGCGUACGUAUGCGAGCUAUACAGUCGGUCAUGGCACGGCCGACGUGCAAGGACGAUGUCCAUGCGACAAAGGUGGUCAACGAGGUCUGGGAUUCGUGUUUUUCGGACAAGAGGCCGUUCGAGGAGAUCUAUAGGUGAUCCCGAGGUUGUAUCGCGGAUGAAAGAGCGUUUUGUACCAUGUACUGCUGCUGCUACUGCUCGAUGAACAAUCAGGGCUUGUACAAUGAUGAUACCACUUCCACUUGAGGCCGCAGCUUUAACCUCGUUGCGCUAAUGUCCACAUUGGUUGAGCUUGUGAUACUUAAACUACAGUCAACGUCCAGUCCGUUACUCGCUAGAUGCCGGAACCUAGGUAUGGAUAGGCACAGAUAAACAACUCAUGAGCCCCUUUCGCCUUGAUAACUUGAGGCAGCUUGAUCUUGACCCU